Molecule: messenger RNA, 1935 nt
Organism: Podospora pseudocomata
Lineage: Eukaryota; Fungi; Ascomycota; Sordariomycetes; Sordariales; Podosporaceae
Gene: TUB2
Product: beta-tubulin
Exons: 7
Coding region: 183-1523 (446 amino acids)
Biological process (GO): mitotic cell cycle; microtubule cytoskeleton organization
Cellular component (GO): microtubule; cytoplasm
Molecular function (GO): GTP binding; structural constituent of cytoskeleton; GTPase activity
Source: RefSeq, a predicted model, not a curated record
CAGCGGUGAACAGUCGUCGCCUUUCAUUUCCUUGCCCCCAAAAAUCAACAAAUCUCUCCUUUCCCCUACCAAAAUCUCCACCGGCUGCUUUUCAGACCCGACGUCGCCUGUUGUCCACCUUCGACCUUCUUCACUUCUUUAUCGUCAAAGUCGUAAACCACCAUCCCAGUAAAACCGCCAAAAUGCGUGAGAUUGUCCAUCUUCAGACCGGUCAGUGCGGUAACCAAAUUGGUGCCGCCUUCUGGCAGAUUAUCUCCGGCGAGCACGGCUUGGACAGCAAUGGCGUGUACAACGGCACUUCCGAGCUCCAGCUCGAGCGCAUGAAUGUCUACUUCAACGAGGCUUCCGGCAACAAGUAUGUUCCCCGCGCUGUCCUCGUCGAUCUCGAGCCCGGCACCAUGGACGCUGUCCGUGCCGGUCCCUUCGGCCAGCUCUUCCGCCCCGACAACUUCGUCUUCGGCCAGUCCGGUGCUGGCAACAACUGGGCCAAGGGUCAUUACACUGAGGGUGCUGAGCUCGUUGACCAGGUCCUCGACGUUGUCCGUCGUGAGGCCGAAGGCUGCGACUGCCUCCAGGGUUUCCAGAUCACCCACUCCCUUGGUGGUGGUACCGGUGCCGGUAUGGGUACCCUUUUGAUCUCCAAGAUCCGCGAGGAGUUCCCCGACCGUAUGAUGGCCACCUUCUCCGUCGUGCCAUCGCCCAAGGUUUCCGACACCGUUGUUGAGCCCUACAACGCCACCCUCUCCGUCCAUCAGCUUGUUGAGAACUCCGACGAGACCUUCUGCAUUGACAACGAGGCUCUCUACGACAUCUGCAUGCGCACCCUCAAGCUCCCUAACCCCUCGUAUGGUGAUCUCAACCACCUCGUCUCCGCCGUCAUGUCCGGUGUGACCGUUUCUCUCCGUUUCCCCGGCCAGCUCAACUCUGAUCUCCGCAAGUUGGCUGUCAACAUGGUUCCUUUCCCUCGUCUCCACUUCUUCAUGGUCGGCUUCGCUCCCCUGACCAGCCGUGGCGCCCACUCUUUCCGCGCCGUGUCCGUUCCCGAGUUGACCCAGCAGAUGUUCGACCCCAAGAACAUGAUGGCUGCUUCCGACUUCCGCAACGGUCGUUACCUCACUUGCUCUGCCAUCUUCCGUGGCAAGGUCUCUAUGAAGGAGGUUGAGGAUCAGAUGCGCAACGUGCAGAACAAGAACUCGUCUUACUUCGUUGAGUGGAUUCCCAACAACGUCCAGACCGCUCUCUGCUCCAUCCCUCCCCGUGGCCUCAAGAUGUCGUCGACCUUCGUCGGUAACUCUACUGCUAUCCAGGAGCUCUUCAAGCGCAUUGGCGAGCAGUUCACUGCCAUGUUCCGUCGCAAGGCUUUCUUGCAUUGGUACACUGGUGAGGGUAUGGACGAGAUGGAGUUCACUGAGGCUGAGUCCAACAUGAACGAUCUCGUUUCGGAGUACCAGCAAUACCAGGAUGCUGGUGUUGAUGAGGAGGAGGAGGAGUACGAGGAGGAGGCCCCCGCUGAGGAGGAGUAGAACACCAACGACGUGUCCCCUCUACUGCCGGCGGCUGGCCCACAGGAUCAUGCCGGCGUUGAUAUUGAGCAUCAUCCAAUAGGCGGCUUGUCGACGGAUCGUUUGUUGGCUUAAGGAUGACUAACCCUGUUUGGAAGCGUUCUUGACGUGUAGCCCUUUUUUGUUGGUGGAUAAUGGAUUAUUGAUUAUAUCAGUUGGGCCCGCCGUUGAAAAAGCUGCUUCUGUGACAUCUUUCUUUUUGCCCCGUGCCUUCAGUUCUUUGUUGCGAUGGAGCCGGAGUUUCGUCGGUGGGGGGUUGAUCCGGUCAAAAUACUAGACAUGGAGGCUGGGUCCAUCUGGGAUGGCCUCCUUUUUUUCAAACAUAGUACAUUAGAAAAUAUAUGCGCACGCAUGGUGGUAAUUACCAUUGGAG